Drosophila navojoa is the source of this 581-nucleotide messenger RNA. RefSeq lists its product as uncharacterized. Lineage: Eukaryota; Metazoa; Arthropoda; Insecta; Diptera; Drosophilidae. The record is from RefSeq and is a predicted model, not a curated record.
GAACUUUCGUCUUGCCCACAACGGACUGAAAGUACUAUAAUAAAACCCAAUAAAAACACAAAAUUAAUUCCAUCUAUAUUUUUGGGCAAAAAAUAAAAAUUCAAUUUUUUUCUAGUUCCUUUUUCUGUGAAGCAAAGCACUAAAAAAACAACACUACCUCAAGAUGUGUGGCGGAGGAUGCGGCGGAUGCAGCUACGGCUGGGGCCCCUGGGCUGCCUGUGGUCCGUGUGGUGGUGCUUGCGGGCCGUGCGGUCCCUGGGGCAGCUGUGCGCCAUGUGGCGGUGGACCAUGUGGCUGCGGGCCGCGAGGCUGUGGUCCCUCCGGUCCGGCCUGUUGGCCCUUUGGAUUAUAUACGUGCUAGGCUUUAGAAAGAAAUUCAGGAGCACUCGCCAUGCCCGACACCUUCGGAACCCCUUACAGCGGAAUUCUAGCCUGUGUCGUGUCUUGGAUAACAGGUUGUGCUUGGUUGUCUAUCUAUAUGCAGCACAGCAACCGUCAACCAUCGAGAUGCAACUUACAACAGACAAGCAGAGAUCUGUAAUUAUGGCGUCAUAUUCUAAACAAUAAAAUUUUACUGUCUU